AUGGCUGCUGCUACCUUGAUUGCACCGCGCUACAGCGCCGAUGAUUUUGAGACUAGCUCUAUACGAUCUGUAGCACCCUCCUACGUCUCCGAGGCACCCUCAUACCACUCCAGCACCUCGUACCACCAACACGAGCCUGUGCCAGAGUACACACCUCGCGAACCUCGCACGUGCACCACCAACACGACCACCACCACUAGGAACAACAACAGCAGUAACACCACCAACAGCAGUAACAACACCAACAGCCGCACGACUUCCUCGUCAUCUCCGCCGAACCAGCCCACGCCAUACGGUCUGCCACCUGUCGCCAGCACCCCUCAAGUUGGUCUACCCAGCAUUCACAGCUUUCGCAUCCCAAAAUGGUCGACCCACAACGCUACAUCAUCGCGCCAGCUUCACUCUGUCGUCGAACGUCGCGUGAAUGCCAGCCUAGAAGCGUCUAGCGCGGCAGCGGCAGCGGCAGCCUCUGCGCAUCGAAGGACAUUGUCAGCCGCGCACGGCUCGUCGUCCCCUAGACCGGUCUCGAGACCCUUGGAGGACCCGUACUUGGUUGGAGAGGAAGCGGCCUCGAGGGCGAAGCAGGAGAGGCUUGCUCGAGAGAGGGCCGGGGACGAUGUCCUCGUUCGUGAGGACCAGCAUUGGGACUGGCUCCUGGCACAGAUGAAGACCUGGGAUGAGCGUGAGCGGAGCUGGGCUCGGUUCCGCCGCGAGAUGGAGAGCGGCCAUCGUCCAAAGUUGCUUCACCGCAUCGGGGGUCGCAUCUGA
Molecule: messenger RNA, 768 nt
Organism: Emericellopsis cladophorae
Lineage: Eukaryota; Fungi; Ascomycota; Sordariomycetes; Hypocreales; Bionectriaceae
Exons: 3
Coding region: 1-768 (255 amino acids)
Source: RefSeq, a predicted model, not a curated record